GAUCUGCUUAUAGAGAUAUUGAUUUCUCGUCACUGUUUCUGCAUAGUAGUUAUCAACAUCAGACAUGCAUUUGAUAUAGUUGAAACUGCUUGAUCAAACCACCUUUAUGAUUUGUUUGAAAGCUUCAGGGUGUUCAGUGAGUAUGCUUGAGCACUGACAUGGAGGAUACACCGAGGUUUUUGUACAACAUUGUGUUGUCAGUGGUAACGCUUCUUAUUAAAGACACUGCAGCAGUCAUCUGCUACAACCGGGCAGGUUCUGUCACAUGUCCUGUCAAGUGCUGUCCGGGCUCUGCCGCAGUGUCUUCCAUACUGGGCGUGUGCUGCAGCAGUACCGGCGGAAACAUGCUCCACACAGCGGACAACAUAGCAGGGGCAGUCAGCAAAGGAUUAAGCACCAUUUUCAUUAUCAUCAUCGUCGUAGCUGUCAUCAUCGUUUUGGGCAUCGUUGGGUGCAUCGUAUGUUGCGUUUGUGGUUGUAGCAAGCGAACCAAUGGUGCAAUUGUCGCCCCUGCCGGCAAUCAGCCUCAAGUGACGGUUGUGUCUGCGUCCGAACCUGCACAUCAAGGAAACCCAAGGCUGGAUCAAGGCCCACCCUAACCGAGGCUUCCUGGUUGCCUAGGAUUGUGAUUAACGUUCACAGCCAGAUUCUACACCUUCUGACUGUGUGGUCUGAAGCUUUGUGCCAUCUCGGUGUGAACAAACUCCAGAAUGCCUGUAUCUCACUGAAAUCAUUCCCUGUGUAAAACUAUUUGCUUGAUCGAUUUGUUUAAUGGUUGUCUUAAUUUGGAUUGUUCAUACGCUGUAUGUAUACACGUAUCGGUGUAGUGUUGGAACACAUUAUUUUGGUGGUUUAAACAUGGAGACGGGUGGCGGUUUGAUGUAUCCACCAACCAACCCCUCCGCUACCUCCACCCCCUCACGAUACACACGUCAGUAAAUGUUUCACCGCAAUAUGUAUGCACUUCCACUUUGUCAUACCAUCCAAAUAUUACUGUUCACAUCUUCGAUACAAAAUAGUGUGACUCGAAAUAUAAUUAGUUAGAUGUCGAUGUAAAAUCUCGGGCAAAUGAAAGUACGCACCCAUGUUUAUUGCAUUGGUGACUAAAAACCAACAAAGCAAGAAAUGUUUAUUCGAUGGUGACGUAUUGGAUACGGGUUGCAUAGUUCUGUUUUGGACCUGAAAUUUGCCGUGUUUCGGCGACUGUUUUCAGACAUGUAUCAUGAUUUUUGAUAAUGUUUGUAAUGUUAUGGUCAAAUCCAAUUUACAAGCGUAUACGUUCUUUUUUGUCCGUUAGUUUAUAAAAACAUAUGGUGAAAUGGCUUCUAUUUUCAACUCAAGUUCAUCUGGACUGUGGUUGCACCUCGUGUCUUCAUGGAAUAUAUGUACCCCUUAUGUGACACGGUUUGAAAUUUAAUAUAUUACGGCUACACUAUCUCAUUUCCAAACUACAUCUGAUUUAGAUCAUGAUUAGUUUUCCAAUAAGGUUCCACGGAAUUUGAAACAAAUGAUGGUAUGAUUACGGUCCGGUAGUCGUAUAGGGUCCCGCAGAAAUAUACCCUGGAAGACAUCGUCAUACAUGUUUAUUAGCUGACCACUGCAUGCCCUGACUGGGUGCCGCGAGCCGGAAUUAAUUUUAAAUGUAAAGUAUCGCAUGCUGCGGGAUUAGAUUUGUUUGAAAAUGGCGACUGCAGUGUCGAUAUAAAAGAUUUGAUUAAAACAUAUGAUUCUCCAACACGUACAGCCAUGAUUGAUGUGUCCGCGGUGUGACAUACCAGAAGUCUGGGAAGGAACCGGUUCGCUCACUGUUGAAUGGUGUGUAAUGAUAAAGUCGGAAUCGUAUCGGACUCCAGAGAUUUCUUAGGAUUCUGGAAAUGGUUUUGUCGCUUUCCUUUCAGUGCCGUAUGCACGCAGUGGCCAGAUAGUGUACAUGUCUUUGAUUUGAUUAUAACCAAGGUACAUGUCUGUUGUAGCCAAUCUGAGGACGGACUCUUCAGCUAGUUCUUUUGAGUUUCCAGUUGUCAGUUAAAUGUCAUGCUUCUGAAUGGGUUGACUGGAAUACUUUUAAUAAAGGAAUUCACUUUUUAUGUCAAAUAUGGCAGAUAUUUAGCCAUGUUCUGUCAUAUCACUGCAGAUUGCAUUACAACCGAUCGUGUCCUGGUUUAUUUAUUAUUGAAUUUUAAACAUUCUUUGAUACAAACUUUAUGAAUGACACCAUGUACAUACGUGCCUUUUUUGCUUUUAUCGCGAGUUUCUGAACAAUUAUACUAAUGAUGAUGAUGAUGAUGAUGAUGAUGGAGUGCAUGAUCAGUGGCAAGCCGUACAACCUCAGACACAGAAUGUAGUUCUUACAAUGCCAUUAUAAGUGCU
Molecule: messenger RNA, 2370 nt
Organism: Haliotis rufescens (red abalone)
Lineage: Eukaryota; Metazoa; Mollusca; Gastropoda; Lepetellida; Haliotidae
Exons: 4
Coding region: 159-599 (146 amino acids)
Source: RefSeq, a predicted model, not a curated record